AUGACUAGGACCGUUCUCGGUGCACUUCUUUGCAUUACUCUACUGUCCAGUAAUGUCCACUCUCAAACGCUCUGUCCGGAAACGCCCGCCUGUGAUGAGCAACAGAGCCAACAUCUCGAUGGUUCCUGUAACAACCUGCACAAUCCCGGCUGGGGAACAGCAAACCGACCGUACGCACGCUUCGUACCGGCCAACUAUGCUGACGGCAUUUGGGAACCGGCCCAUACUAGGACGGGAAAACCGCUACCGAACGCUCGCAAACUCUCAUUGAAUCUUUUCGGUGAAACGGAAAUGGAGCAUCCAAGCAAUACGCUGGUUAGUAUGCAGUUCGGACAGUUCAUCGCACACGACCUGAGCUUUACGGCGGACGCUGGUGGCAUUCGGUGCUGUGCCGAGGGAAGAAUGGUCCCGAGAGAACUUGCCUCCUCGAGAUGUUUACCCAUCGAAGUGGCUAAGGAUGAUCCCGUUCUCGGAAUGGAAGGCAUCGAGUGCAUGAACUUGGUACGCACCAAAACCACACUGGAGGAUCCGUGUGCGCCGCAGGAAGGAGAGGCAGCUGAGCAACUGUCCUCGGUCACCGCUUAUCUGGAUCUUUCGGUCGUGUAUGGGAACUCGCUGGAACAGUGCAACAGUUUGCGUACCUUUGAGAAAGGACAGCUGGGAGUUGAGCAGCGAAAUGGCAAACAGUGGCUUCCGGCACAUCCGAACCGAACUACAACUUGUAACGUGAAUGAUGAUUCCGAAUCGUGCUAUCUCACCGGAGAUGUUCGGUCGAAUCAAAGUCCGCAUCUAACGUUGCUGCAUCAGGCGUUCGUGUUGGAGCAUAACCGAUUGGCAAGAGAGUUGGCUGAGCUGAACCCGGACUGGGAUGAUGGUGUGCUGUUUCAGCAGGCACGCAAGCUCAAUAUAGCACAGUAUCAAAAGAUCGUGUACUACGAAUGGUUACCAAUAUACUUGGGACGGCAAAACAUGCUGCAGGCCGGUGUACUCCCUGAGCUGGAUGUAAGGAACUUUGCUCGUGAUUACAAUCACACCGUCGAUCCCACUGUGGAUAAUGCUUUCGCGACGGCUGCAUUCCGUUACUUCCACAAUCUAAUCGCGGGUCAUUUGGACUUAGUAGCAGAAUCACAACAACCCACAGGAUCGAUACGUCUCUCCGACUGGUUUAACAAUCCCUCGGUGCUGGAGGUGGACGAAAACUACGAGUCACUUUCGCGCGGAAUGAUCCAUCAACCGCACGAUUGCCCCAACAAUCAUUUCACACCGGAGGUUAAGCACUAUCUCUUCCGACACGGCGGCAGAGUUGGUGUGGACCUAAAAGCCAUCGACAUCCAGCGUGCGCGAGAUCAUGGGCUUGCGUCCUACAAUGAUUAUCGCGAGUUUUGUGGAUUGCCGAGAGUUACGAGCUGGGAAGAGUUUACUGAUCUGCUAAUGCCUGAAUCGGCCAGCCUUCUCGCACAACUGUACGAAUCCGUGGAUGACGUGGAGUUGACCGUUGCAGGUGCCUUGGAACGUCACUUCGGGGAUGGAAUGGUCGGACAAACGUUCGAAUGCAUCUUGCUGGAUCAGUUCCGGAGGAGUCGGGUUGGUGAUAGGUUUUUCUUUGAAAAUAGCGGUACAUUUACUGCACGGCAACUGUUUGAAGUUCGCAAGGCAACCAUGGCAAGGGUGCUGUGUGACAAUACACAUGGGCUUCGGGAGAUUCAAGAGCAAGCGUUCUUCCUUGUAAGUGAAGAAAAUCCCGUCGUUUCGUGCGAGAAGCUUCCGGUGGUGAAUUUAAGCCGUUGGUCUUAAAGUU
Molecule: messenger RNA, 1798 nt
Organism: Anopheles maculipalpis
Lineage: Eukaryota; Metazoa; Arthropoda; Insecta; Diptera; Culicidae
Product: peroxidase-like
Exons: 3
Coding region: 1-1794 (597 amino acids)
Biological process (GO): response to oxidative stress
Molecular function (GO): peroxidase activity; heme binding
Source: RefSeq, a predicted model, not a curated record